Caenorhabditis elegans is the source of this 403-nucleotide messenger RNA. RefSeq names its product Neuropeptide-Like Protein (gene C45B2.3). Lineage: Eukaryota; Metazoa; Nematoda; Chromadorea; Rhabditida; Rhabditidae. The transcript has 2 exons. The record is from RefSeq and is marked reviewed. Bases 1 to 324 code for a protein of 107 amino acids.
AUGUCAUCAAACGAUCAUUUCUUCGUUAUGAACACUUUCGGACUUCUUCUGGCUCUAGCCGUCCUCUUCGCUUCUGUUGAAGCUGCAAACCGUUACGGUUGGCCAGACUCGUACGAGAGAUUCCUUGAGAGACAAGGAGUCUGGGACUUUAAGAAACACGAAGUGAAAUCUUCCUACAGAACACGCAAGAGCUACGAACGUGACCUCAAGGACCUUUUCGAUGACUGGAAGAAACAAACUAGAUGGGGACAAAAGGACUACAGAUCCAACAAAUACCAAGCACCAAAGAGUGGAUUCGGACGUUACGGGUUCCCAGGAAAGUAAACGGUUUUACUUUUUGCAAUUAACUUGAACUUUGUUUUUAUUUUUAUUUUUGUCUAGUAAUAAAAAGUUUCGAUUUAAA